CCCGGAACGAGCCCCUGCCACACCGCACGGGACGUCUUUUUGUCCGGAAUGAACGAUAAACAUCACCGCAAGCUUCUGCUGCUCAACUUCACUGUGAAUGUGCACAGGUGUAAUUUCCAAGCAGCACCACAGUUCAAGACAGAUGUGAAAUUGUAGAUAUAGCAGGUAGCCUCCAGGAUGAUUAGAGAACUUGGCAUUUGAAGAAUGGUUCAAGGAUGUUCAGCAGAGAGAAGAGUUGGAAUGAUGUCCUUAGUCAUCCAAUUUCUAGAAGGUCAUGUGCUUGUCUUAGCUACUGGAACAAACAAAUAGAAGAUGUUUUAUAAAGGGAUCAUCUAAUUAGCUGCACUGAAUUGUCAUUUGAAGAUAGAUGCACUUAUAUUUUAGUAUUUUAAAUCUGCUGACAGCUUGGGUAGUGAUGGCUCAACUCCAGCAAGGAGUCCCUGAUGAAAAAGAAAAGACUACUGCAUUAAAGGAUUUAUUGUCUAGAAUAGACUUGGAUGAACUGAUGAAAAAAGAUGAGCCACCACUUGAAUUUCCUGAUACUCUGGAAGGAUUUGAGUACACUUUUAAUGAAAAAGGGCAGUUAAGACAUGCAAAAACUGGGGAACCAUUUGUAUUUAACUAUCGUGAAGAUUUGCAUAGAUGGAACCAGAAGCGCUAUGAAGCUCUUGGAGAGAUUAUUACUAAACAUGUUUAUGGACUACUGGAAAAGGAAUGCCACUUGAAAAAAAUAACUCUCCCAGUUGAUGCCGCUGAGAAUGAACCAAAAAGCUUUAUCUUUAUGAGUGAAGAUGCAUUAACAAAUCCUGACAAACUGUUGGUCCUAAUUCAUGGUAAUGGUGUUGUCAGAGCAGGUCAGUGGGCUAGGAGACUUAUCAUUAAUGAAGAUCUGGACAGUGGCACACAGAUACCGUAUAUAAAGAAAGCUAUUGAGGAGGGCUAUGGAGUAAUAGUACUGAAUCCCAAUGAGAACUAUAUUGAAGUGGAGAAGACAAAAGCCCAAGUACAGCUGUCUUCUGAUAGCUCAGAUGAACCUGCAGAAAAGAGGGAAAGAAAAGAUAAAAUCCAGAAGGAAACAAAGAAACGACGUGACUUCUAUGAGAAGUAUCGAAAUCCACAGAAAGAAAAAGAAACAAUACAGAUGUAUAUUAGAGAUAAUGGAUCUCCAGAAGAACAUGCAAUUUAUGUUUGGGACCAUUUUAUUUCCCAGUCAGCAGCAGAGAACGUGUUUUUUGUUGCUCACAGUUAUGGAGGACUUGCAUUUGUAGAGUUGAUGAUUCAGCGAGAGGCAGAAGUAAAGAAUAAGGUAACUGCUGUGGCGUUGACAGACUCUGUUCACAAUGUGUGGCAUCAAGAAGCUGGCAAAACUAUUCGAGAGUGGAUGCGAGAGAACUGUUGUAACUGGGUGUCCAGCUCUGAGCCACUGGACACGUCUGUGGAGUCCAUGCUGCCCGACUGCCCCCGAGUCUCUGCAGAUGAGAUGCACCAUCACAUAACAUGGGACUUUAAAGUACUGCCCUUCCCAGCUGCUGAUGCAGGCACUGCCGUUUCUACAGCAUCGCCUGGGCUGCUUGUAUUUUGGGAGCACCAAAGCUGGAUAAGCUUGUGCUCAUGCUGCUGGAACAGCUGUUCCUUGGGUGAUUUACAUAAUUUCAUUUGCUUGGUGGGUUUUACAAAUCUGAGAUAUUCUUCAGUGAAGGAAGAUGAAAUCAGCAUUUUCUGAAUUAUUUCCAAUAAUUAAUUCUCAUCUGAAUGUUUGAUGGUACAAUUACUAUGUAGGAGCAAAUAAUCAUAAAACACCAUCAUGGAGACUAGCUAUUUUCGAAGUGCUGGUCUUUUCACAUGCCCGGUGCAUAAGUGGCAUUCUCCCGUGUUAGCAGAGUUUGCAGGCAAGGAAUGUAACUUCAGAUCUGUGCCUUAUGUGCACCAGAAGCACUGAAAAGCUGUGGGAUUUUGGAAUACUUGCAUUUUAAAAUCUGCCUCUCAAGUAUUUCAUUUGGCAUUAAUUAAUUUAAUGCAGUUACUGUCACAGUAUGAUAUAUGAGUCAAAUGUUGUGUGCCCAUCAGUGCCUGGUGCUACCACUGGUCUGGGUUGCACCAUCUUGAUCUGCUUAAGCAUGGCAGCAGUGAGCACUGCCUUGGAAACCAUGUUAUACAUUCCCUUGGUAAGUGUCAGGGUAAGAAGAUGCCACUGACUUCUUUUAUGGCACUGCUGUAUGUGAAGUUUGGUCAUGUAAAUUAGUAUUUCUCAGAUUUAUAACCUGUGGAAGUUUCAGAGCAUAAAUACACAUUUAAUAGUGGUCUCUGAAGAAGCCACAUGGAUCUAUGUUCUCAGGAAGGACGGGGUAUAUUGAACAGGUAAAAUUUCCUUUGUUCAUAAAAUAAUCUUCCUUUGUCCUGCUUGAGAAGAUGAUGAUUUUCAAAAGCUAAGUACUUUGUGCUCUUGGGUGCAAUUUUAUAAUUCUUUUUCUAGAUCAUGAUAGAAGAAAAAGAAUAUAAAAAAUUCAAAAAUUCAGUUGUCUCACUGAUGUAUGUUAUUCUAAUUCCUCAGAGUUACUGUGACAUACCUUGCAAAUGUAAUCAGUGCUACCUGUUGUCUAGAUACAGCUGAUAAAAUUGCAGACUAAUGAAAAACAGGACUGAUGGAAAAAAAUGCAAGGAGUUAUUUAAUGUGUCACCUGCACCCAUGGUAUUUCAUGGAGAAAGAAACUCUUGCCUAACCUAUUCUUGAUGAGAGUCAUGAGAUUCUAAAACUUCUAUAGGUACUUUCUCAGCUCAAAAACAUUUUCCUGUGGUGACAUCUGAACUU
This is a messenger RNA of Lagopus leucura (white-tailed ptarmigan), 2809 nucleotides long. It is a transcript of the gene ARB2A, whose product is annotated as family with sequence similarity 172 member A. Gene Ontology annotation, cellular component: nucleus. The coding region runs from base 368 to 1723 and encodes 451 amino acids. Gene Ontology annotation, molecular function: siRNA binding. The record is from RefSeq and is a predicted model, not a curated record. NCBI's taxonomy places the organism in Eukaryota, Metazoa, Chordata, Aves, Galliformes, Phasianidae. The transcript is spliced from 14 exons. Gene Ontology annotation, biological process: regulatory ncRNA-mediated heterochromatin formation.